GUCACUUUGUAGAAAACAAAUGCAAGUAUGAUUUUACAGUAUUGCAUGGUACUCUUCUUCUCUGUUGAAAUUGGCACUUGCUCAUCCCGAGACUCUUUGAAGCCUGUUGGUGUAAAAUUCUUCUCUAUAAAUCUUAUAAAUAAUCUCCAUUGGCAACCAGGGAAUGGAAGUAGUAACGAAACACUCUACUAUGUGCAGCAUAAAAUUUACGGGGACACAGACUGGAAAAACAAAACAGAAUGCUGGGGUAUCUCUGCAACUUCUUGUGAUCUCACAGCAGAAACAGCAGACUAUGCAGAAACAUAUCAUGGGCAGGUGCAAGCAAGAGAUCUGGACGUUACUUCUGAUUGGACGGGGAGUAGCAGUUUCAUCCCUUUUGAUGACACUGUGAUUGAUUGUCCAAAACUGAAGGUAACACCAAAGGUUAACUCCCUGCAGAUAAACAUUGCUCCUUUUGACAAGCGGAGAAGGACACCUUCUCUGAGGAAAGUGUUAGAAUACUUAGUAACACUUUCACAACCUGACAAUCAGAUAUAUACAAAUGAAAUAAUUUCUAAAAAUAGAACGAUAUCUAUUUCAACAUUAACCCCAGGAACAAAGUAUUGUAUCACUGUUAAAACACAAUAUUGUAAAACAAAAGCACCAACAUCUUGUAAGACCAGUAAAGCAAGUGAGAAGUAUUGUGCAACAACUAAGAAAGAUCCAGUAACCAUGAGAAUAAUUCAGGCUUUGAUAGGCGGUAUAUGUGGAGUCGUGUUUGUCUGUGUGCUUAAAGUAUUCUUAAUAUUUAUUUAUCGGUACACAUAUCGACCCAAAGCAAGUUUACCAGCCUCCUUGGUCUCGAUAUCUAAGAAAGAAACUCUGUUGGAUUCAAAAGAACAUAGCGUGGAAGCCUCUAAAAGCACAGAAGAUCGUAAAAUGAUACUUACAGUGGAAAAGAAUGUGUAUGUUAGCUGCCCAGUUAAUCCAAGGUAUGUGGCUCAACUGCAGAUGAAGAACCAUCGCACCAACACAAGUCACAGUGCUAUAUCCAAUCAGUUAUAUCACAUGUUGCACCACAGCCCUGAAUAUACUGCCCAACACGACUCUACAGGAGAACAGUCAGACUUAAGAAUGACAGGAGUGUGUUCAGAAGGGAUGCUACAACCUGAAUACGGCAAUGUGCAAAAUGAAGAAGAUUGUCGUGAAUAUGGCCACGUUCAAACAGUUGAAAAUGUGUCUGAAACUCAGAAUAUGAUAAGCCCAGGUCAGAAUACUGAGUAUAAGAAUGUGGGUAACUCUGAACAGCAACCUGAUUACAGUAAUGUAGGAAAUCCUAAAAAAACUCUGGAGUAUAGCAAUUUGCAGUAAAUCUUGAACCGCAGUGGGUUUACAGCAGCAAUCAUACAUACAGUACAUUAAGACAUGUCAUUUGAUUGCUAUUGUCCAAAAUUACUACAUUUUCAAAUACAGUACUGUAUGAAAUUAAACAUAAAAAAAUGUAUAUUCGUAUUCUGCCUUUCAGAUGUUUUUUUUUUGUUAUUCCAUUGUUUAAAAAGCACAGUGAAUUACUAGUUUGAUAGCUGGUUGUGUACUAUAACCUACUGAUGAUAAAAUGGUAUUUACUGAUUACACUGUAAAGUAAGAAAAUACUCUUUGUAAAUAUUAAAUAUGUUCAGAAACUUAAAAUAAAUAAAGUUGGGAUCCUGUGCCAAAACUUUAUAAGAAUGGGCUGUAAUUUGUAAUUUACAAAUAUGGGGAUUGUUGGAUUUUGUGCUAUUUUAAUAUUGUAUAUCUGUGUUAUAUCAACCUGCAUAUUUUUUGUACAUAUGAAUUGUUGUCAGUCAAUUUUAACUAGCCCUGCUUAUCAGGGCCGGAUUAACCCAUCACUGGGCCCUAGGCAAGCAUAUGCUUGGGGCCCCCCUACCCCACACAUAUACAUACAAACAUAUAUACAUACACACACCUCUAUGUACAUUAUAGCCUUUAUAACUAGCCUUCCACUCUUUUACAACAGCUAUAAUUCUCACAUAAUUCAAACAAACAAGGAACACCAUAUGAAGCUGAAAAAAGGUAAUAUAUAGGGUGCUCAAACUUUUGUUCACUAACGGUAGCUCCACAAUAGUCCACAAAAAUAAAUAGUAAAAAACGAACAUACCUGUACAUUGUUGUGUAGUCAAAUACGUUACAAUUUACUGCACACAAAAUCGGCAAUGAUGUUUCCUUGUUUUUUUUGUUGAUCGGGUGGGGUUUGACUUGCUUCAUUAAAUAAAAUACCUUUUUAUCCAGAGCAGAGAAAUCGUAAAUGUUUUUGGCAUACAAGGAACUUCAGGUGUUACAUAUGGUAGAUUUCUGUACCCUAUAGAAUGCUGUACUCUUGAUUGC
Messenger RNA from Acipenser ruthenus (sterlet), 2364 nucleotides. Its product is annotated as interleukin-20 receptor subunit alpha-like. Lineage: Eukaryota; Metazoa; Chordata; Actinopteri; Acipenseriformes; Acipenseridae. The coding region runs from base 28 to 1350 and encodes 440 amino acids. The transcript is spliced from 7 exons. Gene Ontology annotation, molecular function: protein binding. The record is from RefSeq and is a predicted model, not a curated record.